Molecule: messenger RNA, 1740 nt
Organism: Euleptes europaea (tarantolino)
Lineage: Eukaryota; Metazoa; Chordata; Lepidosauria; Squamata; Sphaerodactylidae
Product: keratin, type II cytoskeletal 5-like
Exons: 9
Coding region: 1-1710 (569 amino acids)
Biological process (GO): keratinization; intermediate filament organization
Cellular component (GO): keratin filament
Molecular function (GO): structural constituent of skin epidermis
Source: RefSeq, a predicted model, not a curated record
AUGGCUUAUCAAUCUUCUGUAAAGGUCCAGAGGAAAGGCUUCAGUAAUUCGUCUGCCGUCCUUCCUAACUCAUGCCGCACCAGUUACAGCUCCAGCACCGUCUCCAGAACUGGUGGCUGCGGCGCUGGUGGCGGUUUGGGUAGAGUCGGUGGUGGCGGGAGCCUUGGCAGUCGAAGCCUGUACAGCCUAAGUGGAUCUCAGAGGAUCUCAGCUGGUAGCGGCGGCGGCGCCUGUUUUGGCAGUGGUGUUGGUGGCGGAUACGGGUUCGUUGGUGGCGGAUAUGGGUUUGGUGGUGGCGUAGGUGGUGGAAGCUUUGGGUUCAUUGGAACUGGUGUUGGUGGUGGUAGAGGUGGCAUGGGUUUCCUAGUUUGCCCACCUGGCGGAAUCCAAGAAGUGACUGUCAAUCACAACCUGCUGGCACCUCUCAACCUGGAAAUUGACCCCACCAUCCAAAGAGUCCGUAAAGAGGAGGGGGAGCAGAUCAAGACCCUCAACAACAAAUUUGCCUCCUUCAUUGAUAAGGUGCGUUUCCUUGAACAACAGAAUAAAGUAUUGGAAACUAAAUGGUCAUUACUUCAGGAACAAGGCCAGAGAACUGUUAGAAACAACAUUGAACCCCUCUGUGAGUCUUACAUCAACAACCUCAGACAACAGCUGAAUUGCCUGGAGAAUGACAAAACGAGAAUGGGUGGAGAACUGAACAACAUGCAGGCUCUUGUUGAGGACUACAAGACCAAAUAUGAAGAUGAGAUCCACAGGCGUACAUCUGCAGAGAAUGAAUUCGUAACCCUUAAGAAGGAUGUGGAUGGUGCCUUCAUGAACAAAGUAGAACUAGAUGCCAAGGUGGAUUCCCUGAAUGAUGAGCUCCGCUUCCUCAGAGCCCUGUAUGAAGAGGAACUUGCACAAAUGCAGGCCCAAGUCACCGAUACUUCUGUGGUUCUCUCCAUGGAUAACAACCGCAACUUGGACCUCAAUAGCAUCAUUGCCGAAGUCAAAAGUCAGUAUGAAGACAUUGCAAACAGGAGCAGAGUUGAGGCUGAAACUUGGUACCAAAGCAAGUAUGAAGAGCUCCAGGCUUCUGCUGGAAGGCAUGGUGAUGACCUCCGCAACACCAAGCAAGAGAUUGCUGAAAUCAACCGACAUGUCCAGAGACUGCGAGCUGAAAUUGACGCUGUGAAGAAGCAGUGUGCCAAUCUUCAGGCAGCCAUUGCUGAAGCAGAAGAGCGUGGUGAUCUGGCCCUCAAGGAUGCAAGGCGGAAACUGGCUGACUUGGAAGAUGCUCUUCAGAAAGCCAAACAAGACAUGGCCCGGCAGCUGAAGGAGUACCAGGAACUGAUGAAUACCAAGCUAGCCCUGGACAUCGAGAUUGCCACUUACCGGAAGCUUCUGGAAGGAGAGGAAUGCAGGCUGGGAAAUGACACAGCAAAUGCAGUCAACAUCUCGGUUGUGUCUUCGACCAUGGCUCGCGGUGGUGCUGUUUUCAACGGUCAAGGGUAUGGAGGUGGAAGCAGCCUCGGCUUGGGAGGAGGAAGUGGAUUUGGGAUGGGAGCAGGAUGUGUAGGCCUUGGGAGCGGACUUGGCAUUGGAGGAGGCAGCUUCAGUUCUGGGAGCGGAAGAGGUAUCGGAGGAGGGGUGAACCUUGGAGGUGGAAGCUGCUCCAGCAUCAAAUUUGCUUCAAGCUCCUCUUCUCAAAGAAGCUGCAGAAAAUAAAGUGCAAACUCCCUCAGUCUUUUCAAAUGA